This is a messenger RNA of Ilyonectria robusta, 627 nucleotides long. RefSeq lists its product as uncharacterized. The transcript is spliced from 2 exons. The coding region runs from base 1 to 627 and encodes 208 amino acids. Lineage: Eukaryota; Fungi; Ascomycota; Sordariomycetes; Hypocreales; Nectriaceae. The record is from RefSeq and is a predicted model, not a curated record.
AUGCCCGGUGAGAAUCAUAGUGACGUCACUGUUGAGGACGUAGACUGUCCUGAAUCUCAAGGUGCUACAGGCAUUAUUUCGAGUGCAAGCGACUACAUCGAAUGGGUCAAUGCAAUAAUGAAGCGACAAAGGCUAAUUACGGAAGGCGUUUUUGAGGGGCUUAUCGAGGGGCGAAUUUUGCAGGACCUAUCGAGUAAAGAUAGUGUGGAGGAGACAAUAUGUGCAGCCGGAUGGGACAUUCGCUGGUACUGCGGUGGCAAGAUGGUCUCGCACAAUGAGUCAGAAGAGGGAUUUGCGUGCAACUACUUCUUCAUUCCCGACCUCAACUUUGAAGGAGUCAUUAUGAGCAACUCAGACAUGGCAAGCGAGGUUGUGAGCAUCCUCACAUACGUGUUGAUUGAUCAGGGAAUGCAGGUGCCACGACCUGAAAGCUUUCUUGGUGUCGAGAAAGACUUGAAUUGGAAGCCUGAAUCAGAGACUAGUGCUGAUCACAGUGAUGGUGAAACUAUGAGGCCAGAGGAAGAAGUCCGACAGGAACUUUGCCCUGAAUCAAAGAGCUGGAGUGCACUCCAUGCCACUUUCUGCAAACACUGUGGAAUACCAGAACCCCGGGUACCGAAAGAUUAA